Messenger RNA from Baudoinia panamericana UAMH 10762, 1149 nucleotides. RefSeq lists its product as uncharacterized. The transcript has 2 exons. NCBI's taxonomy places the organism in Eukaryota, Fungi, Ascomycota, Dothideomycetes, Mycosphaerellales, Teratosphaeriaceae. The coding region runs from base 1 to 1149 and encodes 382 amino acids. The record is from RefSeq and is a predicted model, not a curated record.
AUGAAGUCGCGUAAUUCCAGUCCGCAAUCCUCGCCGCAAGUGCUUAGGCGUAUUAGGGUCGACGGUGUUAAGGAAGAUGCUUCAGCUCCCUCCGGCUCACCAAAUCUCCGCUUCGGAGAGCUGCCGACUUUGCGGAAGAUGAGCGGACUGAGUCCGUACCCAAUGCAGACGAACGGCAGAGACACAUCGCCGCAACCGGGUCUUCUGCAACCGAUACCACAUGGCGCUGGAUCACGAAGAGUAAGCGGCGAGAUGACGCCUUCCCGACUUUCACUAAACGGACAUGUGCCAAGCUCAUGCGUAUCCGGUACUGUGUCGGCUUCGCCUGCAUCCGCUGAGAACGAGUCUCCCGCCCAAUGGAGCUCGGCGAUCGGCCAUGCGACUACUGCUGGAAAAUCUGGUCGGGUCAUUGAGAGGCUCAUGGCAGAGAAUGAUAAGCUGAAGCGCGAGUUGGAGCUUGCGAACCUCCGUGCUUUGGAGCUGGAGAAAAGUCUGAGCAUGUACCGGCCGCAGAUGGAGGCUUUAAAGCAGGAGAAUGAGAACCUGAGCCAUGCUAGGGGUGUGGACUCGACGCUUAUUGGCCGGCGGGACCGCAAGAUUGAGGAGCUCAAGAAUGAUUGUGCGGUCAAGGAUGAGAGGCUUAGGAAGCUUGAGGAGUUGACGAAGCAUAUAGGGCGGGAAGCGGAAGAUGCCCGCGAAGAGCACGCGCGGGAGAUGCAGAGUUUGGUCGAGCAGACGAAGCAUGCUACCGUGAACGCGGAGAUUUGGGAGACGAGUCACAAGCAGCUCAGGGCGGAGUACUUAACGCGGAAGGAUCAAUGGGAGCGUGAUCUAAAGGGGGAGAGGCGGCAACGCGAGCUUGAUCGGCAACGUAUGGCGAAGUUGGAUGUUGUGCACGAGCAGAUGCGGCAGGAGAGUGAGAGGGGUGGGAAAAUUCAAGCUGAGCUGAUGCAGAGAUGGGAGGCGCUGGAGGAUGCGAUGCGAUUGACGAUCAAUAGAGCGGAUGGGUCGAGUGAGCAGCUUCGAGUGAGAAGUGAGGAGAUGGUCAGGCUUGCAGAGCAGAUGCGUUGGGUGAUGAAUGUGUAUAAGAGCACCGGCGGUGGCGAGCGUAAAGACUCAAGAAGGGACUCGUUGCCGUGUGAAGCAUGA